AUGAGCAGCAUGCUGCCCCGAAUCCCAAGUGUACAGCAAUCCAACUUCCCGACCCCGACUCCGAGCUACUGCCUGGCUGGUCGUCGUCGUUGGGCGCGGCUUAUGUCAGAAAGCGCAAGCGCCUCGAUCCCCUUCUCGUGGCCUUCAAUACCGAAUCCUAUUCCUCGCAGGUAUCGCCGCCGGUUACGUUCGAAGUUCCGGUCAGCCCAAUCCCCAGCGUCGUCCUUCGCCUCCCUCCAAACCUCCUUCAACCCUGCGGAUACGAUACGAGCGCUGCGGUCACAUCGAUGGUCGUAUUAUGACGGGCACUACUUAGUGCUGAUGAUAGUAGCCAUAUUCUCGCUCUCCGUCAGUCAGGCUCCUGGGCCGUUGCUCAAGACAGGCGCUGCGUCGCUACUUAUGCUCGCCUUGUUGGUGCCAAUAACAAGACAAUUCUUCCUGCCAGUACUGCCGAUAUUUACCUGGCUACUUUUCUUCUUCAAUGCUCGUUUUAUCCCGGCUGAGUACCGACCACACAUCUGGGUGAAAGUAUUACCUGCACUCGAGAACAUAUUUUACGGGGCCAACUUGAGCAACAUCCUUUCCGCACAUCAGUAUGUUACUCUCGACGUGCUCGCAUGUAUACCCUACGGACUUUUGCACUAUGGGGGACCAUUUUUCUGGGCAGGCCUGAUGUUUUUGUUUGGGCCACCUAAAAUAGUGCCGGUGUUUGCUCAGACAUUCGGAUACCUGAAUAUUCUUGGUGUCGCGAUCCAACUGAUCUUCCCGUGCUCACCACCAUGGUACGAAAACCUCUACGGGCUUGCACCAGCAAAUUAUUCAAUACCGGGAUCACCGGCCGGAUUGGCCCGUGUAGACCAAUUAUUGGGCUUUGAUAUGUAUACCACGAAGUUCACUGCAUCGCCGCUUGUGUUUGGUGCAUUCCCAUCAUUGCAUUCUGGAAAUGCAGUGUUGGAGGCACUGUUCAUGAGCCAUUGCUUCCCGAAAUUACGGCCUCUCGUCUUUACAUAUGCGAUGUGGAUGUGGUGGGCGACAAUGUACCUAUCUCACCAUUACGCGGUUGAUUUGGUCGGGGGGGCAUUCCUUGCGGCAAUUGCUUUCUACAUUGCAAAAAACAACUUCUUGCCGAGAAUGCAAAUGGACAAGGCAUCGCGCUGGGAAUACGACUAUGUUGAGAUUGGAGAUACACCCAGCAAAGGCUACGAAUAUAAGCUCUCAGUCCUUGGAAACGACGAUUUCCGCCACGACAGCAGCGACGAGUGGACCAUUGGUUCCUCUUCAUCAAUCUCCUCGGGUUCAAGAAGUCCAGUUGACGAGAGCCAAUCUUGGGAGGGGGAGACACUCGCAAGCCAGAAUUCAGAUGCCGAACUCAGCGAAAUCGUUGUACGAUGA
Hyaloscypha bicolor E is the source of this 1392-nucleotide messenger RNA. RefSeq names its product aureobasidin resistance protein-like protein Aur1. The record is from RefSeq and is a predicted model, not a curated record. Bases 1 to 1392 code for a protein of 463 amino acids. Gene Ontology annotation, cellular component: inositol phosphoceramide synthase complex. NCBI's taxonomy places the organism in Eukaryota, Fungi, Ascomycota, Leotiomycetes, Helotiales, Hyaloscyphaceae. Gene Ontology annotation, molecular function: inositol phosphoceramide synthase activity. Gene Ontology annotation, biological process: inositol phosphoceramide metabolic process; sphingolipid biosynthetic process. The transcript has 3 exons.